AUGGAGAAGGUAGCAGUUCCUCCGGAGAACGAGUACCAUUUCUGGGAGAGUGAGUUGGAGCUGACCAGGAAGACGUCCAAGGCGCCAGAUGGUAGGAAGUUCAAAUACUUUGACGACAGAGGCAUCUUCAACUUUGUCUUUAUGGCAUGGAUGUCCAAGUGGGCCAGAGAAACAGCAAAGAGAUACCUGGACCCUUAUAUGAUCCACCCACUUCCACUGGCAGACCAGAUACUCUACUGGCAACCAAUCUUCUCAAAACACGUUAGUGAUGGUAUCGCAAGUCUGGAGGCAUAUGAAUACAUGGGUAAGGAUGGGCGAAAGCGAGCCCCCAAACCCGUGAAACACAUUCUCUGCAGAGCCAUCUUCCUUACCUUUUGGAAGAGACUACUCACCAUAUUUGUUGGUGUUGUUGUUAUGAAUGGUGUUGGCAUGAGUAUUGCCAUUUUUCUUCACAAGCUGCUUGGUCUAUUGUCUGAUAGAGACUUUAGGUUCAUGGCAUUUUUAGGAUUGGCCCUCUCCAUCAUCCUCAUGGAAUUGUUCAAGGAAAUUUGCAUGGACCACAUCAACUACUACGUGCAAAGACUCGAAAUUGUUAUGGACUCAGCCGUUCGCACUUCAUUGUUUCAGCAUGGACUAUGCUAUAGAAGGAGCCAAUUUGGGAACUUCCAGGCAAAGGGAGGACAGUGCAACAGUAUCAUUCAUGGAUGUUCUGGAGAAAGCUUGUGCACAUACAAUCCACUUCUCUGCCCAGCUAGACGUUACAAGAACAAUGAUUUCACACCAAAGAUCUAUCCUCUAGUGCUAAAUGACCCAUACUACAUUCCGCUCUUUGUGGAGUUCAUGGCAGGAAUGAUUGAUUUUCUGACGGCCUUCACAUACGGUAUGAUUUUAAUGAGUAGCCAAUUCAACAUGGGAGCAAUGACUAUUCUCUUAAUCUCUCUCUCCUUGGUAGGAUGCAUGAUUAUUAUGGAAGUUCUCAAUGGCCUCCUAAUGAAGUUCUACUUUGGAAUCAGAGACCAUAGAAUUACCAAGAUUAAUGAGGUGAUUCCAAACUUGCUCUUGAUUGAAAGAGUGGCUCUAGAUGAUAUCGGUCAAAAUGCCAUUACAGAGGCUAGAAAUGAUGAACUCAACAUCGUUCUUGUCCGUUUCAUUCUCUCCCUCUUCAACAAGAUCUUGUUUACCGCCAUUAUUUGUGUGGACAUUAUUCUUGUUGUAAAUGAUUUCAUGGGACAAGUUAAGGAUGCCACUGAUGUAAAGAGUAUAAGACCUGCUGAGCUAUUGACUGCAAUAUACAUUCUCAUGAAGAUUAUCAUCCCAUUGAACAUACUUCCUCUAAAGCUGAAACUCUUUGUCUAUACGUUCAGCUCAUUCCUUAGGGUAGACCGUUUCUUCAAAACUUGUUCUCCAAACUUUUACCUUUCGGAUAACCAGUUUACAGGGAAUGCUACUCUACCAGAGAUUGGGCCAGGUAAGGAUAAGAGCAUACCCAAAAGAUUAGUUGUGAUGUUCAAGAAGGCCUCCUUUGCCUGGGUUAACAGUAGGAAGGAUCUCCUAGACAAUACUGGUACCACUUGUCUGAGAAACAUUGACUUUGUCCUCAACUCUGGUAACCUUGCCAUUGUAACUGGUGCCAAAGGUUCUGGUAAGAGUAACUUUGUCAAGGCUAUCCUUGGUGACAUGACUCUUGUUGAAGGAUCAAUGGCUGUAUUGCCUCUCUCUACCAACAUGCCAAUAUUCUAUGCUUCUCAGGAUGUCUGGCUACAAAAGGGUACCAUUAAGUCUAACAUUACAUUUGGUCACAGAUUUGAUGAGGAGCUUUACAAGAAAGUUUUAAAGGCAGUUGAACUUGGGCAUGACAUAUCCACUUGGGAGGGAGGUGACCUGCGUGCUAUUUCUGAAUAUGGUUAUUCUCUCAGUGGAGGUCAGAGAAUGAGAAUUGGAGUUGCUCGUGCUAUAUACACCUACCUAAUAUUCAGCAAGGCCAAUAGGGAAGAAAAUAAUUCAAAAUGUUCCUUCCUUGUGGUAAUAGAUGACUGCUUCACUGGUUUAGAUCCGUUUGUUGCUAAGCUCAUCUUUAGGAACCUCUUUAAUGUUAAUGAUGGGUUAUUGGCAAAGGAUGAUGUAUCUGCAGUACUUACCAUCUCUAGGAAUAUGUUGGAUGCUUGUGUAGCCUCUGAAGAUCCAGAGUCUUUCCCAGAUGCCGCUUUGUAUACGGUGAGGAAUGAGACUCUUGUGCAUGAGAACAUGCUAAGCUCUUUCAUAAGGAAUGAGAUUGGUAAUCUUGAACCUCCAACCCUUUCUGAUGAGAGAAUAUUACCUCCUGAUAUGCCUAGUAGUAUUCGCCAACAAUGCCACUCUGAUGACUAUGCCCGUGGCAGACGUAGAGAGAUUGUUGAAUCCAGAUACGCUGAAUCUCCAACAGUUCAGAUAUUGUACAAAAGAAACGAGGUCAAGGAUGCUAGAGACAAUAUUAUCACACAGUUUGGUGUCUACUUCCGUGCGGCGGGUUGGCCCAUCUUCUUCUUUGUUCUAUUCACUCUUUUGUUUUCAACAUUGGAUAGUACCAAGUUCAUCAUCACUUCAAAGGUUUCUGACUCAAUUGUCAAUUAUACAGAUGAACAUGAUAAGACAUCAGUUUCGCUGGAGGAUGUUAAGGAAUAUUGCAUCAAGGCUUUGGGAUGGAUUGUUGUCAUUUCUGUUCUUGUCAUGAUUGGAGCCAUCAUGCGUAUAAUUGCAAUGACUCAAGCCUUUUUCAAUGUAUCAAGGAGAAUUCAUGAGUAUGCUGUAAACUCCAUCUUUACAAACAACUCUGCUGUGUUGAAGAUCAAGAAGUCGUUGAGUAGCAUUCAGACAUUUUUGUACGUGGACACAUUCUUCCUUGACAACUUCUUGAGUUACUUUAUUCACGACACGUUUGUACUCUCCAUUGAAACUGCAGUCCAGAUGUUGACACUCUUCUUCAUGAUGCCAUUGGUUACUCCGCUUACUGUCCUAUUUGGGUUUGUCAUUCUCCGGUACAUUGUAUACUACUACAUUAACUCCUGCAAGAAUGCAUAUUUUGCACGUUUGGAAACCUUUAACCAGAUAAAUGCUACAAUUGAAACGGCAAUAUCUGGCCUACCGCUCUAUCGUAGUUUCAAGAAGGAAUGGGAAUUGAUGCAUAGCCUUGUUGAGCAUGUUGAUUAUAACUUGAGAUGCAACUACUUGACUUUCUCCGCCACAACUUGGACAUCCAUUUCAUUCAGAACUCUGCUUUCUCCGUUGGCUCUUUUCAUACUCUUGUUCCCUCUGAUUAAGUCCAGGGUCUCUGGCACAGAAGUACAAGUGGGUUAUUACGCCAUGGCUUAUUCUGUAUUCUUGAGUCUUAAUGGUACAUUUGCAACCUUUCUCAAACUCUAUUGCUUCCUUGAGCUUUACAUGGGAUCAAUCAGGAGGUUUGAGAAUUUCGUCCCUCCAAGCACCAAGAUCAAGUUUGACAAAAGGAGGAACAUUCAUCAGACCGAUGUCAUUGUUGACCGUUCUGCGUCAAGUGGAGAUGAUAAGAUAGCAGAUGAGGAUAUCAAGGAUACCCUUCGCAAGAGGCGACGUAAUGAGUAUUCCGAAAGGAGGGGAUUACAUUGUGCUAGCCUCAAGAUGCUCCUCUUUAAGCAUAAGGUCAACAUAUUCGAUUCGUCCAAGUACGCAGUUCCGGGAGCAACCAGAAUACAGCUAAAGGAUGUCAGUGUACAUGUUAUCUCCAAGGAUUCCGAGGAUAAGUGUACCAUUUUAAAGAAUGUUACCUGUUCUGCGGAUACCUCGGACAUUAUCGGUAUUAUCGGAAGAACUGGAGCAGGGAAGUCUACUUUGCUUUCCGUACUUCAAAACCUUGCGGAGGAUAGAGAUGGUUCUGUAUUCUUAGAUGGUUGUGAUCUGAAUGAUAUGCCAAAGAAUGUGACUAGGCAGAUUAUAGGUGUCCUACCUCAACUACCAUUUGUCUUUAGAGGAUGGACUGUUCGCAGGUUCAUUGAUCCAAGAAUGUUAUUUGAUGAUAUCGGUAUUGAAAUGGCCCUGGAAAACUGUGGUUUGAUCAAGUUUGUCGAAAACAUUCCAGGUGGCAAGGGUCUUGAUACCAUCAUCAUACCCGAACACUAUCACAAGGAUCUACCAGAUUAUCUAAAGAGAGCUUAUUAUGGGCCUACUUUAAGACCUCACGAUGCCUCUUCUGCAGAUAAUGUGAACAUUGACUAUGGAGCGGCACUCUCAAACUCGCAACUUCGUACACUUUCAGUAGCAAGACUAGUGCUCUACAGGGAAUUUUACAAGGUCAUAAUAGUUGAUGAGCCUCCAGAGGAUGAACUUGGAGUAACAAAGGAGGGUGUCCCGAUUUAUGAAAUUCUAAGGGCGCACUUCCAACACUGUACAACAUUUAUUGCAGCCCACGAUGCAAAUGUUUUGCGCCUCUGCACUUCAAUUUGGGUCUUCCAUAGCGGCUCCCUCAUUAGGACCUGCAAGACAGAGGACAUUGCAGACAGUAGUUCACUCUCAAAGAUUAUAGAGGACUGUAUUAAACAGGCUCAAUGCAGCGCAGCUUAAAUUUCAAAAUGCAGAUUUUAAACACUGUUGUACCCUUGGUGGUCAUUUAACGAGGUAUCCUUGUUUGUAUUGUAAUGCAGCAAUCACACGCAAGUCUGAAAAUAGGACUUGUUAUAUUUGGUCAUCCCAGUUACGCAAGACUGAAGAUGUCUUGGGAGUUGUCCAGGAUCACAGGGGACAACAUCACACGUUUAAUGUUGGUGGAUUUUUACUCUCGACAAUCACAUUUUAAGCUCGCAUUUUCGGUGCACCAUUUUAAUAGUUACACGCUUCUUCC
Theileria equi strain WA is the source of this 4849-nucleotide messenger RNA. RefSeq names its product ABC transporter, ATP-binding protein domain containing protein. Gene Ontology annotation, molecular function: ATP binding; ATP hydrolysis activity; ABC-type transporter activity. Gene Ontology annotation, cellular component: membrane. The coding region runs from base 1 to 4572 and encodes 1523 amino acids. The record is from RefSeq and is a predicted model, not a curated record. Gene Ontology annotation, biological process: transmembrane transport. The transcript has a single exon. NCBI's taxonomy places the organism in Eukaryota, Apicomplexa, Aconoidasida, Piroplasmida, Theileriidae.